UGAUAAAAUGGUGCAUUCGUCGAUCAAACCGGGCCACACAUUCGAAGCCAGAAAUUAAAUUAGACAUCCACCAUUUUGUUUAUUUUUGCGAAAAUAUAUAAUAAGUCGGAAACGAUAGUAGGUUUUUGUACUUCGCCGCAAUAUCACGUUGAUAACGUAAUUCUGGCAAUGAUUGUAAGAUUAGGAAUGUGCUAUUAGCGUUCACUGCUGUCGAGCUCUUGUGUUGAAAUUCGCAGACAUCGGCCGCGCCGCUAGUAAACACUCUUUGAAAAUUAACAUCUUAUCUUCUAAGAAAAAUAAAAGCCCGAGUGCGCAGGGUGUUCGAGUCGAUGAGAAAGGUCCGUUGAAAUUCGUUCAGCGAAUAUUUAGUAAGCCCAAAGGGAGUAAUCCCCAAGCAUUAAAGGAAAUCUCAAAAAGUUGUGGGCGACAGUCCCCGGUGGCGCGCCCGGCUAACAUGAAUCACACGCCUGCACCUGACAGGCAGCAGCACGACCCUAAUGUGAACCAAGUCGAAGAGAUGGAAACACAAGAAGUUGAAACUGUAGAUGCUACUGAAGAUAAGAUUUGGUUAAAAGAUUUAAUGAAAGGACCCAAUGGAGGUGUAGAGAUGAAUGAUGUUAUGAAGAAUCAAGAAACUUCAUCAUCUGACAUGCCUUUGGCGUGUUUAGACGCUGAGAUGGAGGAUGAUGAAGCAAGAUCAGAAGCUACUUUCCGAUUCACAGUCCCUAACUUCAGAAACCUCAAGGACUCUGUACUAUCUCCACCAUGUUAUGUUCGCAACCUACCAUGGAAGAUCAUGGUUAUGCCACGUCAAGCACCCUCUCCUGACCGUCAAACACAGAAGUCACUGGGCUUCUUUCUACAAUGCAAUGGGGAAAGUGAGUCAUCAAGCUGGUCUUGCUAUGCUAUGGCUGAGCUUAGACUCAUCUCUCAUAAACCAGAAGCUGAACCAUUUUAUAGAAAAAUUCAGCAUUUGUUUUAUAGUAAGGAAAAUGACUGGGGGUUCUCUCACUUUAUGUCCUGGAGUGAUGUGUUAGACCCUGAAAAAGGCUAUGUCAAAGAUGAUUCAGUUACUUUAGAAGUUCAUGUCACUGCGGAGGCACCCCAUGGAGUUUCAUGGGAUUCUAAGAAGCACACGGGUUAUGUUGGUUUGAAAAACCAAGGUGCAACUUGUUAUAUGAAUUCUUUGUUACAAACCCUGUACUUUACAAACCAGUUGAGAAAGGCUGUCUACAAAAUGCCCACAGAAUCAGAUGAUAGUACCAGAUCUGUCGCAUUGGCUCUGCAGAGAGUAUUCUACGAGUUACAGUUCUCUGAUAAACCUGUAGGCACAAAGAAACUUACAAAGAGUUUUGGAUGGGAGACCCUAGAUUCAUUUAUGCAACAUGAUGUCCAAGAAUUUUUAAGGGUUCUUUUAGAUAAACUUGAGAGUAAGAUGAAAGGUACGUGUGUUGAAGGCACCGUGCCGCGUCUGUUUGAAGGUAAAAUGACUUCUUACAUCAAGUGCAAAAAUGUCAAUGUGUCUAGUACGAGAGUCGAAACGUUCUAUGACAUUCAACUUAAUAUAAAGGGAAAGAAGAACAUCGACGAAUCGUUCAAAGACUAUAUAAGCACGGAGACGUUGGACGGCGAGAACAAAUACGACGCCGGCGAGCAUGGCUUGCAAGAAGCGGAAAAGGGAGUAAUAUUCGCGUCGUUCCCACCCGUGCUACACCUGCACCUCAUGCGCUUCCAGUACGAUCCCAUCACUGACAGCUCCGUCAAAUUUAAUGAUAGGUUCGAAUUCUACGAGCACAUCAACCUGGACGCAUACCUGCAGGAGAAGCCGGAGACACCGGCCGACUACACGCUGCACGCCGUGCUCGUACACUCGGGCGACAACCACGGCGGGCACUACGUUGUGUUCAUCAACCCCAAGGGGGACGGAAAGUGGUGCAAGUUCGACGACGACGUAGUGUCGCGCUGCACGAAGCAGGAGGCCAUCGAGUACAACUACGGCGGCCACGACGAGGACAUGGCUCUUACCGUCCGCCACUGCACCAAUGCUUACAUGUUGGUUUAUAUUAGAGAUUCUCAGUUAAAGACUGUUCUACAAGAAGUAACCCAAGCUGAUAUACCGACAGAACUCAGUGAACGACUUGCAGAGGAAAAAAGAAUUGAAACUAUACGUCGCAAGGAGCGCAACGAGGCGCAUCUUUACAUGAACGUGAACGUCGUACUCGAAGAGGCGUUCGACGGCCACCAGGGCAACGACCUGUACGAUCCCGAACGUGCGCAUUACCGCGUGUUCAGAGUACGGAAACAGGCGACCGUCGCCGAACUUAUGGAGACGUUAGCUGAAAACUUCCGUUAUCCAUUGAAACAUUUACGUCCCUGGCCAUUUAGUGCUCGUUCUAACCAGACUUGUAGACCAACAUGUCUUGACCUAGUCAAUGACCAAAGCAAGUCUAUAGCAGAUAUAUCCGAAAAUAUGAAUCCAUGGAACAUUUUCUUGGAAAUGUUACCCCCUGACUCUGGCUUCAGUGCUCUCCCGCCCUUCGAUAAAGAGAACGACGUGGUCCUCUUUUUCAAGUUCUACGAUCCUAAGCAAAAGCGUAUACAUUACUGCGGUCACCACUAUUUACCCAUAGCGAGCAAGCCGGCCGACCUCAUACCAAUACUCAAUAAACGUGCUGGCUUCCCACCCGACACGCCUCUCGUUCUCUAUGAAGAAAUCAAACCAGACUUCGUAGAGAAGAUUAAUAAUUACAAUGACCCUCUCGAAAAGGUAUUGGACGAGCUGAUGGACGGCGACAUCAUUGUAUUCGAACGCGCCGAUAAUCGGCACGAAGAGCUGGAGCUGCCUACGUGCCAAGACUACUUCAAGUACAUCUUCUACAAGGUCGAGGUUCAAUUCGUCGACAAGUCGGUCCCCAACGAUCCCGGAUUUACAAUGGAACUGUCAAUGCAAAUGCGUUACGACCAAAUGGCGCGGGCAGUCGGGCAACGUCUUAAUGUGGAUCCCUUCUUAAUACAGUUCUUUAAAUGUCAAAAUUACAAAGAUACUCCAGGACUGCCUCUCAGAUACUCUUAUGAUGGAAUACUUAAGGAUUUGCUAGUGUACUGUAAACCAAAGUGCCCUAAGAAAUUAUUUUACCAGAUUUUAUCUAUUAAAGUUAAUGAAUUAGACAACAAGAAACAGUUUAAAUGUUUAUGGGUUGGUCCAAAUUACAAAGAAGAUAAAGAAUUAAUUUUAUAUCCUAACAAAGGUGGAAAAGUAGCAGACAUUUUAGAAGAGGCAGCUAAAGUUGUAGAAAUGUCUCCAGAGGGUUCUGGAAGAUUACGAAUUGUGGAAGUUUCAUGUCACAAAGUAUUACCUGGUCCAGACCCGGAGUUGACGUUGGACCAGGUGACCAUAUCACCACCCAGAUUGUAUAGAAUAGAAGAAAUUCCGCGGGAUGAGGUCAAUCUACAGGAGGAUGAGAUAUUAGUGCCUUGCGCACACUUUCAUAAGCAAGUUUACGCGACAUUCGGUAUCCCAUUCUACACCCGCGUCAAGCACCACGAGCCUUUCCAAGCGCUCAAAGAUCGUCUCCAGAAUAAGCUCGACAUACCAGAUAAGGAGUGGGAAAAGUACAAUUUCGCUAUAGUAACAAAUGGCAGACCUAACUAUAUAAGUGAAGCAGCGACGAUUAACAUAUUCGAUUUCAGACCAAACAGCAAUGCAAAUCUAUCUCUUCCAGAUGCGACAGGACGGCCGUGGCUCGGCCUCGAGCAUAUCAACAAGACACCGAAGCGCUCGCGCGUCAACUACCUCGAAAAGGCCAUCAAGAUAUACAACUGAGCCUUAUUCCCGCCAGCCAUACACGCGCACCCAGUAAAAUACAAUUUAUAGUAUUACGCUCUACGAUUUGCUACUUGCCGCGGUACGAGCUCUGGACUAAUUUGUUGCCAUCAAACACUGGACUUGGGACAAAACGAUAUUUUUAAACAUGCUUCUCACAUUUUGUGUAAUAAAAUACAUUAAAAAUAUGAAGGUUGUAGGCGAAGUAUUAAUUUUCGUUCAUAAUUUAAAUAUGCAAUAGUAUAUUAGCCUAAAUUCAUAAAUCUCACAGUCCAGUGGGAAUUGUGAACAUAUAUUAUAUUUUUAUACGGAAGUGCCGUUUUGUUUAUGAAAAAUAUAAUUUAUACAUAAUUUAAUAUGAUACAAGUUGCGGGGUUACAAGUGACAGAGCUAAUAUUAUAUUUAUUAAAAAUAGAAGAAAUAAUGUAUUUAUCAUAUGGGCAAAAAGUAUAUAAAAGUGUAUUUUACUAUUGGGUGGAUACUUGAAAUAAAUAGCCUUAUAUACCUAUCUACAUCAUAACACCAAUAUUUGACUUCUUUUACAGCUUUCUACAUAUUGAUUAAUGGUUGAAACCAUUUUAUAGUAAUGAUAAUAAUAUGGUCACGCAAUAGUCCUGCUAGCAAAACUAUUAAAGCUUAGUACUAGUUAUUAUAUUUAUUUUAUUCACAUACAUUGCAUUAUGCAAAGCAUUUUCAACUAUGGUAUUCACAAUUACCGUUUAUGAAAAUAAAAAGAUUGCUUGUAGACAAAAAAUGGGAGUGUGUUAUAUUUCGUAAUUUAUUAUAAUUUCUGAGCAUAUCCAGUGUUGAGAAAGUGUUUGUUGGAAUUCUCAAUGUUUAGUUAGUCCUGAUUAUUAAAUUUUUAUAUAAAUUUAGUGUGCAACUGGCUGGUUUUACUUAUAUAACAUAGUAAGCUGCCUGCUGGCUGUGCCAACUGUUUCAUUGCAAAUGCCGCUAUUUUAACAAUUGGUGUUCGGCAAAGUUUAACAUUUUUAAUAAAUAUAAAAUAUUAUUACUUAGACUAAUAAGAUUACGUGACGUGGUUCAAUAGAUUUUUAUAUAAAAUUUUAAUGUGACUGUGUUACGCUUUGUAUGGGAAUCCUAACAAAUAAAAAAUGGAAUGAUAUAUAUGAUUGAACGGAAUUUUAAAGAUAACACAUAUGCCACAAUUGAAAAAUAAAUAAUUUCUAAAUCUGUCACAGUGACACAAUUCAAUAAAAUAAUACUACUAUCGAUCUUAUUAUAAUCUCUUUGUAGCUUCUUUCAAGUCUGUACUUGAAUAAUUUUAUAAUCUUAAUUUUCUGAUUCUUUCAAAAAUCAUAGAUAAUUUAAUAAUAAAUAUGUAUGUAAUGAUUAUUAUAAGUACUUUUUAUCAAAUUAUUAACAGUUUUAUUUGUUGUAUCAUUUCAUAAAUUUCUAAUACAUCACCUUUCCUUUUAAGUUAUUGAGUUACGAGUAACAUACUAAUUAACUCACUGUUUCAAGUUUGUAUCAACAAAUGAUAUUUUAGGAAAGCUUGUAAAUAGCGGAACUUACCGCUUAGAAAUUAAAAUCAUGUGUAGAUUUACGCUUUUUAUCAAAUUUGAAGUCUAUAUAAUAAUGUAAUCUAAAAAUGUUUAUAAAUUGUUGCCGAAUCACCAAAUCAUGUACAUUCAAGGAGACAUCAAUUAAUAACAAAACGGAAUAGAUAAUAAGUUGGCGGUGUUGUCUUUGAAUGUACAUAUUCAUGCACAUAAUAGAUGUAACAUUAGCCCAUAUUGUUAAUUCUGGCUAAAAGCCCUAUCAUCGGAACUUGUAUGUUACUAUUUAAUUUUUUUACUUGACCAGAAAUGUUACGUUAUCAAUAAAUGAUUAUGUCGAAAUUAUGUAUAUAUAUGAUGUAAUAAAUUAAGAAAAAUACAGUAAGUUUUCGUAAAGAUGCCUUAGACAUUUUAAGAUUUUAGUGAUUUGCGAUGAUACCAAUUAAUUUAUACCCUUUUUAAUUUUCUUUUACAACUUAAAGUAACUUAUUUCACAUUAUGUAAGACAUGGUUUGUGUGAUACGAAUUCUUUUGAUAUUCUGCGUCGUUACAAAAAUGCUUCAUUUUUAUUUUAACAAUGUGUGUCAGUUGCGCUAAUUUAUUAACAAGGUUUUGAGGUAUUUUGAGACGAACAUAGAAUCAUAGUGGUUUAGAUUACGUGCCGAACGUAAUAAAUUAGAACAAAUGGGAUUAUAGACUUAGUUGAUUACUGAUUAUUAUCCAUCUAGAACCCCAUGUAAGGCGAUUACACAGCUUGUACACAAACUAUUGGAGAUUAUUCCAAAGUUUGUUAUGUUGGAUUUUGAAUGUUUCUCUGAAUAUAAUCCUAUAUUUGUUUAA
This is a messenger RNA of Nymphalis io (European peacock), 6183 nucleotides long. RefSeq names its product ubiquitin carboxyl-terminal hydrolase 7 (gene Usp7). The transcript is spliced from 23 exons. The record is from RefSeq and is a predicted model, not a curated record. The coding region runs from base 455 to 3823 and encodes 1122 amino acids. Lineage: Eukaryota; Metazoa; Arthropoda; Insecta; Lepidoptera; Nymphalidae. Gene Ontology annotation, biological process: protein deubiquitination; regulation of protein stability. Gene Ontology annotation, cellular component: nucleus; cytosol. Gene Ontology annotation, molecular function: cysteine-type endopeptidase activity; protein binding; cysteine-type deubiquitinase activity.